Malania oleifera is the source of this 2396-nucleotide messenger RNA. RefSeq lists its product as uncharacterized. Bases 913 to 2106 code for a protein of 397 amino acids. NCBI's taxonomy places the organism in Eukaryota, Viridiplantae, Streptophyta, Magnoliopsida, Santalales, Ximeniaceae. The record is from RefSeq and is a predicted model, not a curated record. The transcript has 7 exons.
AUUGUUUGGACCGGCUGUUAGCAUUUAAUUAAAAUUAUAUUAUUCUAAAAAAAGAAAAAAGCCUCCAUCAGCGGGCCUCUCUCUCUCUCUCUCUAAAAUCUUUUUUUUUUGGUUGGUAGAAAACUUUCUUUCAAAUCGCCAACGUUUCUUUAAUUUCUAGUCGGCGUUUGUAUGUGCCCUCUAACCCCUAACAGUCCAACGUUCCAAAAAAAAGGCUUCCGCAAAAAUAUACACAUCUCCUUGAAUUGAAAACACAAGUACCACCGCGCCACAGAUUUUCAUGUCAAUUUCAAGCUUUUAAUUCCCCUGAAAUUUCGGGGGGUUUAUUUUUUCAUCGUCUGGUUCUUCAUCGUUACAUUCUCGUUUUAUUUCCUUUUGUUUUUCUCUUAUUCUUACCAGGAAUUUUUUGUUUGACAGAAAAUCCAUCUCUAUAAACCCACUUUUCUCUUAAUGCAAUCUUUACUGUAUUAAGCUUUUUCUUGUUUUUUUUUCUGUCUUUUCAUUUGUUUGGGUUUGUUUUCUGAUUUUUUUUCGUCCUUUCCCUUUCUGGGUCUCUCUGGUGUUGUCUCAAAUUCCCUCUUCGUUUUUUUUUUCAAGAUCCCAUUCGAUUUUUCAUUUUUUUUUCUUUUGUUAAUAAAAAACUCUAUUCAAAUGAGAAUUUUUUAGAUAAGCUGCGUUCACGACUCAUUCUUCGAGCAAAUCUUUAAAUACCCAUUUCCGAAGGACCAAGUUUUGAGCCUCAUCUCAUCCGAUUUGAAGCACAUAGGCUUCGGAGUAGACCAUUUCAUGGUUUCAAGCAAGUGGGGUUCUCUGGUUUGACAAGGCCUUCAACCCCUCCAAUUGAAGGACCCGAAUCGCAAUCUUUUCUUCUUCCCUUAGUCUCUUCCUGAUCCGUCAUUGUGACCCGAAGAAAUGUACGGAACGCAAAGCAGAAGAGACAUUUUGGAGCUCCAGUCCCAAAUAAAGAACUGGAGGCCCAGCAUUCACACCCGGAGGGCAAACAUCACUGUAAAGUUUCAAGAUCUUUAUGGGUUUACGGUGGAAGGGAAUGUUGAUGAUGUUAAUGUAUUGAAUGAGGUGAGGGAAAAGGUGAGGAAGCAAGGUAGGGUCUGGUGGGCAUUGGAGGCCAGUAAAGGUGCUAAUUGGUAUUUGCAGACCAAGAUUUCGUCGAUCUCUGAAGGGAUCGCCCUUAAAUCCUCCCUUAAAUUAUCGGCUCUUGCUAAUGCUAUUACUCUCAGGAGGCUAAUUAGGAAGGGUAUACCGCCGGUUUUGCGGCCUAAGGUGUGGUUUUCUCUGUCAGGAGCAGAGAAGAAACGAUCAACGGUGCCGGAGAGUUAUUACAGUGAUUUGACCAAGGCUGUUGAGGGCAAAGUCACGCCUGCAACACGCCAGAUCGAUCAUGACCUACCACGAACCUUCCCGGGUCACCCAUGGUUGGACACCACUGAAGGUCAUGCUGCUCUCCGACGUGUUCUUGUUGGGUAUUCUUUUCGUGAUUCUGAUGUUGGUUAUUGUCAGGGUUUGAAUUACGUUGCAGCACUUUUGCUGCUUGUGAUGAAGACAGAAGAAGAUGCAUUUUGGAUGCUUGCUGUCCUCUUGGAAAAUGUCCUAGUUAAUGAUUGCUACACAAAUAAUUUAUCAGGAUGUCAUGUUGAGCAGAGGGUUUUCAAAGAUUUGCUUGCUAAAAAAUGCCCUAUGAUAGCUGCUCAUUUGGAAGCUUUGGAGUUUGAUGUGUCCCUUGUUGCCACUGAAUGGUUCCUCUGCCUCUUUUCCAAGAGCUUGCCUUCUGAGACAACUCUGCGGGUAUGGGACGUCCUUUUCCAAGAGGGGGCAAAGGUUCUCUUCAACGUAGCUUUGGCCAUCUUCAUGAUGAAGGAGGACGAGCUGCUCAUGACACAUCAGGUCGGCGAUGUUAUUAAUAUUUUACAGAAAACCACUCAUCACCUUUUUGAUCCUGACGAUUUAUUGACGGUGGCUUUUGAUAAGAUUGGUUUCAUGACAACCAACACUAUUUCAAAGCAAAGGAAAAAGCAAGAACCAGCAGUCAUGGCAGAGCUUGAUGAGAGAUUAAGACGGCUAAACUCGGGAAGAACGGAUGACAAAUGACCAAUUCCCACAACAGCAUCAACUUGUAAUAUACUGGGCAACCAUGCAGCGGCCGCUGCCCCUCUCGAGAAGGAUAUUCGAGUUCUGUUUUUAUACUUUUUAUCUUUGAGAGGGAAGAGAGCCCUUGCUGUUUUCACAACGUAGGGAGUGAUAAUGUAAAUUUUGAACCGUGUCAUUCCUUACAGUUGAAAUCACAUUGCAAAUUACUGAAAUUAGGGCGGUGCUGGACUUUUCUGCCCUGUAAAUUUGGUUUUUUUUCUAUAUCCCACCAAGAAUUGUUCCUCCAGCCA